AUGGCGCUGAAGAAAGGUGCGUUUGAUGGAUUCCCGGAACCGAAGGACCGAUAUGGGUUGGAAGACUGUUUGGGGUGUGGAGCUUUCGGGAGGGUUUUUGCCGCCACGGAUUCAGAAGCCAGCAAUAAAAAAGUCGCUGUGAAAGUUCAGAAGUUGAGCGAGAACACGACGGUUUUCGUUGAACAAGAGUACAAGGUUUUACGGGAUUUGAGUAGUCAUGGGAAUCUGCCAGAUUUUUAUGGGGUUUACCGGAAAGAAGACGAACUGUGGUUUGUCAUGGAGAUUUGCCAAGGCGGUCCCGUCCUAGACCUCGUCACCGGCCUCCUGUCCCAAAACCGCCGCAUGUCCGAAGACCACAUCGCCUACAUCCUCAAAGAAACAGUCAAAGGAGUGGCGUUCCUGCACGAGAAGAGUGUGCUGCAUAGGGAUAUCAAAGCGAGGAAUAUUUUGUUGACGGGGAGUGGAGAGGUGAAAUUGGUGGAUUUUGGGUUUGGGGCGACUUUAGAGGAGAGAUUGGGAAAAACUGAUGGUACUGUUGGGUCCGCGUGUUGGAUGGCGCCUGAAAUUAUCUCAAGUAGGCGAAAAAGGGAAAAGUAUGAUAAUAGAGUGGAUGUGUGGUCGCUGGGGAUCACCGCGAUAGAAUUAGGGGAUGGCAAACCCCCGUUCGAGUCAAUGCACCCAACUCGAGCUUUAUUUCAAAUAGUCACAAACCCACCACCCACUUUAUACAGGACGUGCAACUGGUCUGAAAGUUACAUUGACUUCAUCGACGAAUGUUUGGUCAAAAACCCAGAACAUCGCCCUUACGUUACAGAACUUUUGGACCACCCGUUUUUGCAACAAAUCCCAGAGAACAACUACCACCUAACCCUUGAAAUGAAAGCUCUAAUCGAUGAUAUAAAUAAGCUCGACUUACCCAAAUCCGAGCCCGAAACCGCCAUCAUCGAAACUUUUUUGAAAUGUGGACACGACGGUGAUUUAGAGCCAAUGUUGAUUGAAGAUUUGGCUUCUCUAGAUCACAUCAGUGAGAAAAACGUCUUAAAAUUGUUGGAAGCUCGACUGGAAUGUGGUUUAUUCCACACUUUCGUGGGAGACGUACUACUGGUACUUAAUCCCUUUGAAAAGAAAGAGAUUUUUGGAGACGCGUACCACGACAAGUACCGUUUAAAAUCACGGUCUGACAACUCCCCUCACAUCUACGCGGUUGCUGACAGUGCUUAUCAGUACGCCCUUCACCAUCAAAUUCCUCAAAAAAUUCUACUGGGUGGAGAAAGUGGUUCUGGGAAGACCAGAAACUACCUACAUUUAAUAAACCACUUGCUUUUUCUGGGUCACAACAACAAUAUUAACCUUGAGAGAAUCAGAGGUGGUAUUAAACUCAUCCACUCGUUAACACACGCCUCAACCCCCAUCAACAAUUACUCCACCCGGUGCGUUUUCAAAACCGACAUCAAAUACGGUACCACCGGAAAAGUAAGUGGUGCCGUUUUCAACGUCUAUCAACUAGAAAAAUGGAGAGUGUCAUCGGUCGACAUGUUUCAAGGAAACUACCACUUCCUCUACUACAUCUACGACGGUCUCCGCGAAAACAAAAAACUGGAUCAGUACCACCUCAACCCCGACCGUCAAUACAGGUACUUGCGAGUGGACACCCUCUCAAACACCAACAGCCCUAAAUUCAACGUAAACCAAAACUUGACCAAGUUCAAAAAAUUAUUAAAGAUUUUUGAAGACUUCGAUCUAGGGUACGACGAAAUGGACACCAUUUUCUCAAUCGUAGCUGCCAUUUUGGUCACCGGGGAAGUACGUUUCAAGGAAACGGAAACACGAGGUGCUGUUGUUGAAAAUGUUGAUGCGAUUGAGAAAAUUGGGUUGUUGUUGAAAAUCGACCCGAGGAAGUUUGAAUGGGCGCUUACGAACUACUGUUUCGUUGGUAGAGGUACUGCUGUUAGGAAAGGAAGUACCGUGGAUGAAGCACGUGAUGCCAGAGAUGUGUUUGCUAACAAUUUAUACGCACGCUUGGUGGACUAUUUGGUUGGUUUGGUCAACAGUAAGUUGAAGGCUGGGGUAGCAAUUUUUGGAGAGAAGUACUCGGUUCAAAUUAUCGACUACUUUGGGUUUGAGUGUGUAAGGACCAACCACUUGGCGCAGCUUUUUGUCAAUUGUUUCAACGAGCAGCUGCAGUACCACUACUUGCAAAGACUUUUCUCUUGGGAGUACUUAGACACCAAGGAGGAAGAGUUGGAGUACCAACCGUUUGGUUACUACGACAAUAAAAAAACUCUAGAUCAGUUGUUAGGUAAACCCGAAGGUCUCUUUUGUGUGAUAGAUGAUGCCUCUAAGACAGGACGUGACGCAAAAUAUAUCACUGAUUGUCUCCAAGACAACGCAAAAGAAUUCAUUGCCGUUGUCGGUACUUCUGACUUUUCUGUCUCUCACUAUACCGGAAAAGUGACGUACUACGCAGCCGAAAUGCCUGACAAAAACCGAGAUUUUCUUCCACCAGAAGUAACAGAGACUCUUCGUUUGUCUGACAAUCCCACUGUGAAGAUGCUUUUCACUAACAAGUUAGACAAAACUGGAAGUUUGAAACUCGUUUUUGACGAUGACGAAACUAGUACCAGACGGUACAAAUUCCAGUCGGAUAAAGCCACCACCUACCAGUACUCGCAAAUCCGACGCAUGCGGACCUGCAUACAAACAUUCAAAGCACUAAGUUUGGAAAUACUUAAAGAAUUGUCCAUUGGUAGUGGUUCUGGUGGUACCCACUUUGUCCGAUGCAUUAGAACUAACUUAACCAACGAACCACAAAAUUUUGACUACCAGUUAGUCAAGCAACAAGUUCGAGCUUUGGCGGUGACUGAAACCGCCAAAGCGCGCCAGUGGGGCUACUCCCACAGAAUCCCGUUCCAGGAGUUCUUGCGGCGGUACCAGUUUCUGGCGUUCGAUUUUAACGAGGCUGUGGAUGUGAAUAGGGAAAACUGUCGACUGCUUUUGGUUCGUCUCAAAAUGGAAGGCUGGGGUAUCGGAAAAUCGAAGGUCUUUCUCAAGUACUACCACGAAGAGUACUUGGCCAGGUUAUACGAAACGCAAGUGAAGAAGAUUGUCAAGAUUCAAAGCAUCUUGAGGAGGUUCUUGGCCAAGUGUUUGGUGGCGAAGCGAAUAACUGUGACCGAAAAAAGUGAGUACCCAGAGGAACGUAGAAUGACCGAAGAAGAAGCAGCUGCUAUCAUCCAGAAAGCGUACCGAGAAUCCACUAUACGAAAGUCGUACCCAGACUUCGCCAAAGACUAUAAAAUUCUAGAUGAAGAAACUUGCAAUUUUAUUCGAGAUUAUGCCAAAAAGUGGAGACGAAGCAGCCUUUUCCACGUCCUGGUACUUUAUCGGGCUUUCUGUUUCCAAGAAAUGUACAACUUUUCUCAGCAGGUGCACCUUUACAACAUCGGAGUCUUCUACAACUUACAACAAAACGGUAUUAAAGUUCCACUAGAAUCCAUUGACUCCAAGGCACAGGUUGCCAACUGGUUGGAAGACCCAAAACUCCCACUACGAAAAAUACCGUUCCGCUUGGACGAAAUACCCUUCUACGAUACUUCAGGGAUGUGCAAUUUGCUUACCAAUUCAGGAACUUCCAUAGAAAAAGAAGAAAUGUGGGACUCGCCGUACCGUUGGAGGGAACUGGUGUCGUCACAGCCAAUCAAACUUGAUGAGAUGACCCGGAAUGAAGACAGUUUGCUUGAGGUACCAUUCAGCAGAGACCCUGUGGCGCCUCUUGAGGAAGUUCCAGAUGUGACUGAAGAACCAGAGGUUGAAGACGCAGCGGAAAAUGUCAUCCAGAUUGUAGUAGAGGAAUUUGUAAGUAAAGAGGAAAAAGAGGAAGAAAACCAAGUACUGAAGAAAAUAACAGAAGAAACAAUGAACAUAGCGACGGAUGAGAAUAAAGAUGAGUCUAGUACAACCAAGAUGAAUAGCGACACACAACCAGCCAAUAAAGAUUUCGACUAUAUUAAACCUCCACCCGCGAAUAAACCCAAAGCUGUAGACCCUAUUGCAGAACUACGAAAAAUCGGCCAAAAGAACACGUCUGAAGACGAUCCUCCCUUCAAUUUUCAAGGAAUGUUGCGAAAAACCAACUUCAAGAAAGAACCAGUCAAGGAGAGUGAAAAUGUACCUGUGUAUUCGCUGAACUCGUUGAAAAAGACACGAGAAGAAAACGACGACGAUGCCAAAAAUGAAAAAACUGAUGAGAAAAUAAAGCAAGAAGAAGAAGCCAAAAACCAAAGAAACAAAGAAAAUGAAAAAACGGUAGCAACGAUGAAUGGACUUAUUGAAGACUUUGACAAAACGGAAUUGGUGGGAAAAAUGGUCACGUUCGAGGUAGCUCCAGGGAUUGUCAUUGAAGGCAUCGAAGUAGAAGUCUAA
This is a messenger RNA of Zophobas morio, 4422 nucleotides long. RefSeq names its product neither inactivation nor afterpotential protein C-like. Gene Ontology annotation, cellular component: myosin complex. Gene Ontology annotation, biological process: regulation of actin filament length; peptidyl-serine phosphorylation. The transcript is spliced from 11 exons. The record is from RefSeq and is a predicted model, not a curated record. Gene Ontology annotation, molecular function: microfilament motor activity; protein serine/threonine kinase activity; protein binding. NCBI's taxonomy places the organism in Eukaryota, Metazoa, Arthropoda, Insecta, Coleoptera, Tenebrionidae. Bases 1 to 4422 code for a protein of 1473 amino acids.